AUGUCAGCUGAACAGUUCCAAGCGGUCAUGGAUCCGCACCCGCAGGGCCUCGAGAGCCUCAUGCCCGGCGCUUUCCAGAAGGCCCCAGCGCCUCAGUGGCGCAGCUCCACCGCUUCGUCGCGGUCUUCCAUCUCCUCGCUUGAGGUGCCUAACCCUGUCCGGACCGCCACGUAUGCACCAGUUUUGCCGAUGUCCCCAGAGACGUUGAACAUGAACAUCCCAAACUGGACUCCUUGGGCAAACACCUUCCAUGAGGCUGCCAACUCAGAGAUUCACGGGCUUGCCCCCAACACAAUGAGCCAGGCCUUGGGUGCCGGUAGCUCGGCACCGGCUCCAAGGGCUUUUGUCCGUGGUGAGCAAAUCAUUUUCCAGCUUUAG
Durusdinium trenchii is the source of this 378-nucleotide messenger RNA. The record is from the annotation of a GenBank genome assembly. Lineage: Eukaryota; Dinophyceae; Suessiales; Symbiodiniaceae.